Messenger RNA from Bursaphelenchus okinawaensis, 2544 nucleotides. The record is from the annotation of a GenBank genome assembly. NCBI's taxonomy places the organism in Eukaryota, Metazoa, Nematoda, Chromadorea, Rhabditida, Aphelenchoididae.
AUGACGGCUACGGAACAGAAACCGUAUUUCAAUUUGCUCGAAGAGAAGCCCAAAGUGAGUCAUGCUGGGUGUAAUAACAGGCGUAUUUAUUUGAGUUUAAACAUUGCUUUAGGUUGUAUUGUAGAUAGCUGAGUACUUGAUCUUGAGAUUGACUGCUUUUGAUGGAAUUUACAAUUAAUUCUUAGGUUUAAAAACUCUUGUAAUAAUUUUUUAAUAAAUAUCUUUGCAAAUAUUGAAAGAAUGACUCAUAAAAACAAGCUAUUAAUAAGUAAUAGAGACAACAUUGUUUUGCAAAGAGUAAUAUUGCCUCAAGGUAUUAGUAAUGAACAUGAAAAUUUAUAAAAUUAUGUUCAAAGUUUCAGCAACAAGUUUAUAUUGUUUUAGCUGGUGUUAUCGCACGACCUUGGAGCGGGAGCUAAUUGUUUGAAGUGUGAUUGUCCUGGACUAGAUUUACAUUUUUGGAGGUAACUUGUUGUAUCUUCCACUAUUAAAGCCCUGUGAACUUUGAAUCUCAUUAAAAACGAACGUUGUAAACCCUCAAAGUGCAAUAUAAUUGUUUAUUGCUUGUUUAUGACCCUUUCCUGUAAAAACAUUGGUUUUUUACAGAAAACGUUGUAAAAUCUGUACAUGUCGAGCAGACGACCAUGACAUUAAACUACCAUCCGACCAUGAUUACUGUAACCUCAUCAAACAAAACAUAAACCCAGGCAAAAUUCAAAUUGAAGAAGAGAAAUUCAACUCGGUUAAUGGCAGAGUAAAGGAAGGGAAGGGCAAAGUGGAUUGUAAAUUAGAUUCUACCAUCGAGGAGAAGAUACGACUACUGAAGGAGAAGUUGGAGUGGUUACCAUCAGAAGACGUGGCUAUCACAGAAAAGUAUCUGAGUGCUUUGGAUGAGAAAGAUCGACCGGUAAAAGGAACAGAAGGAGGUCAGAAGAGACGGCAGAGACUGCAAUAUCAGGUAAAGAUUCUAUUCAAGUAUAGCCUAGUACUUUACUAGCGGAGUUAGUAAGAAAGUUAGAUUUCAAGAAAAUGUGUUAUAAAAUGUCACAUAACAUUCUUAUCACCUGAGUAUUUUAGCUGCCAGUAUACGAUUGUUUCCCAGACAGUGCCGUCUCCGUAGAAACUCCAGAAGUCCGCAAUGAGUUGGCCAAGUUUGUCAAAAAGGCACAAGAUGUAAGUUUACCGCGUUGUGAUAACCUAGAUAGUUUACAGAAGCUGUCACAAUACUAUAAAGUGGUAACUGAUAAUAUUAUAAUAAUCGCUUUGACUUUAGAAUGUGGCUAUGGGUCAAGUGGUACACUCAGAUACAGUAAACUUGCAACAAAAAGGAUACUGUGGUCAGAUCACUACUACUCCUCAUGGCAAAGUAACCACUUGUUAUCACUGUAACCAAUUCGUACAACCCGACUCGGUUGGUGUUCUACCAUCUAACAAAAGCGCUAAGGUUACUGUAAGUUUGUUUUUCAAAACUUCACCUUAUGGCUUAAAAAAACUAAAAUAGUAAGGUCACAGAAGUCGCUAUAAAUUAAUAUAAAGUUACGAAGAUAGUGAUAUACAGUAAUGUCAUAAAAUUUAACCCAACUACUGUAACUUGCAGGAUAUCUGGCAUCCAGGAUGCUUCAAAUGUGAAGAUUGUAACGAUUUGUUGGCUGAUUUGCUAUACUUCCACAAAGAUGGCAAGUAUUUAUGUGGACGGCAUUACUGCGAGAAAACAUACGAUCGAUGUGCCGGAUGUGAUGAGGCAAGUACUAUACACAACCUAUGAAUAUUGAGUAUGAUUGCUGUUACUAGUACAAUAUAGCAAUGAUAAUAUUUAAAAUUUAGUUGAUCCUGGACAAACAGUACACCCGUGCCGAGGAACGAUCAUGGCACGUUAAGCACUUCAGUUGUUUCGGCUGUGAUAAAAGCUUUAUCAAUGAAGACUAUGUGAACAAAGACGACAUGUUCUACUGUUUACAGUGUUAUUUGGUCAAGUUUGCCAAAGUAAAUUUGUAUUUUAUGGCAGAAAAUUAGCAUAUUUGUUGAUUUCAAGUCUUAUAUUUUUACAUACUUAUUUGUAAUACUGUUUAUGUUGUAGUAAAAAUCUGUGUUGACCUCUACCUAAUAUGUCAUGCUUUUAGACCUGUUUUGGAUGUGGCCACAAGAUAGCAGCGACAGAGACCUUCAUCGUACACAAAGACUUCUAUUGGCACAAAAGUCCAAAAUGCUUCAGGUAAACAACUGUUUUACUACAGGAUUCUAGGAAAAUUGUACCAUAAUGCCUUACAAUAAUAUACAAAUUAGAGUGUAACCUUAUCACUUAUUCCCUACCUCAAACGUAAACAUAACGCAGCUAAUAUUAAUCAUGAUUUCAAAUAUUUUCAUAAACAUUAACUGCCUUUCGAAGAAUUUAAAUUCCCAUGAUUGAAUUCGCGCCAUGUGUUUAACGAGCCAUAUUGCAGAUGUCGGAAGUGCGCGAAAUACCUGGAGACCAGAUUCCUGUUCAAGAACAACAACAUCUACUGCUCGGAUGUGUGUAAACGAGAGUUCGAAAGCAUCCUCUAA